This is a messenger RNA of Tripterygium wilfordii, 2773 nucleotides long. RefSeq names its product protein KINESIN LIGHT CHAIN-RELATED 3-like. Gene Ontology annotation, molecular function: protein binding. NCBI's taxonomy places the organism in Eukaryota, Viridiplantae, Streptophyta, Magnoliopsida, Celastrales, Celastraceae. The record is from RefSeq and is a predicted model, not a curated record. Bases 253 to 2460 code for a protein of 735 amino acids. The transcript has 3 exons.
AUUAUUUUCUUCUUUAUCUACCAUUUUCCCUAUCUACCCCUGUUCUUCUCCUUCCUCAAGUCGGGAAUCUUAUAUAUACAAAGCCCCACAAAAGGUUAUAUUUUGUCUGUCUAUCUCUCUGUCUUCGCUGUUUAGAUGUGAAUAUCUCAAUCUCUGCAAAUCACCCACCCUCCUCUUUCAUGGCUAAUUAUUGAGCCUGUUGCAGAUAGUUUAUUCCAUCGCUGAGUUUAUUUUCGCAUCUGGGGAACAAAUAUGCCUGGAAUUGUUAUGGAAGGGGUCAAUGAAGAAGGAGUAGUAAACGAAUUGAAUGGGAAUUCUCUAGCUGGUAAAGAAAAUUCAGAAUCAUGCAAGUCUCCCCAAAGCACUUCUUGUCCUCAUAGCCCUCAAAGUGCAGGCCCUCGUCACCCUGAUGCAGUGGUGGAGCCAUCUAUUGAGCAGCUGUAUGAGAAUGUGUGCGACAUGCAGAGUUCUGAUCAAUCACCGUCGAGGCAUAGCUUUGGCUCUGAUGGUGAAGAGUCUAGGAUUGAUUCAGAAUUGCAUCACCUUGUGGGAGGAGAAAGGAGGGAGGUGGAGAUAAUGGAAGAGGAAGUGGGGGAAAAACCUGUGGAUGAUAGUCAAAGCAAUUCCUUGUCAAACAAAGGAAAUUCGUCUGUUGGUAAGAAGUCAGGGAACUUGGACGAUACCAGAUCUGCAGAUACGAAAUCCAUUUCUUCAGGACGCUCAAAGAAGGCUGCCCAGUUGCAGGUGGAGUCUGAAAUAUCAUCAAAGUCGAGUCCGAAGGGGAAAAGUCCUCCAGACAAACCUCCCAUUAAUAACCGGAAUGAUAAAAAUUUGAGAAAAUCAAACACUGGGAUUGGUUCAUUGAAGAAACGAAGAAAUCCUCCUUUGGGAGCUCUUAAAUCACAGAACGGAACAGAUGAUUUAGAUAAUCCAGAUCUUGGCCCAUUUUUACUUAAGCAAGCAAGGGAUUUGAUUUCGUCUGGGGAUAAUGCUCAAAAGGCUCUUGAGUUAGCUCUUCGAGCAGUUAAGUCAUUUGAAAUUUGUGCAAACGGAAAACCCAGUUUAGAAUUGGUCAUGUGUUUGCAUGUUACAGCAGCAAUAUACUGUAGCUUAGGUCAGUACAAUGAGGCUAUUCCAGUUCUUCAGCACUCACUUGAGAUUCCUGUGAUUGAGGAUGGCCAAGAGCAUACCCUUGCCAAAUUCGCUGGACAUAUGCAAUUGGGUGAUACCUAUGCAAUGUUGGGCCACCUUGAGAAUUCAAUAAUGUGUUACACAACAGGACUAGAAAUCCAGAAACAAGCUCUUGGAGAAAUGGAUCCUAGGGUUGGUGAGACCUGUAGAUAUUUAGCAGAAGCUCAGGUGCAGGCUUUGCAUUUUGAUGAGGCUGAGAAGCUCUGUCAGAUGGCACUUGACAUUCAUAGAGCGAAUGAUUCACCCACUUCCCUUGAAGAGGCAGCAGAUCGAAGGCUCAUGGGUCUUAUAUGUGAAACAAAGGGAGAUCACGAGGGUGCUCUUGAACAUCUUGUUUCUGCCAGCAUGGCCAUGGUCGCUAAUGGUCAGGAAUCGGAAGUGGCCUCUGUUGAUUCCAGCAUCGGGGACACAUACUUAUCUUUGUCUCGCUAUGACGAGGCUAUUUUUGCUUAUCAGAAAGCACUCACGUCUUUUAAGACCGCCAAAGGAGAGCAUCAUCCAACCGUUGGGUCAGUAUUUAUUCGUUUGGCUGAUUUAUAUAACAAAACAGGGAAAGUAAAGGAUGCAAAGUCAUACUGUGAAAAUGCUAUUCGAAUUUAUGAAAAGCCCAUGCCUGGGAUCCCUCCAGAGGAGAUUGCAAGUGGUCUUACUGAUAUUGCAGCUAUCUAUGAAUCAAUGAAUGAACUUGAGCUGGCAAUAGGAAUGCUGCAGAAGGCACUGAAGAUAUAUAAUGAUGCACCUGGUCAGCAAAGCACAAUUGCUGGAAUUGAAGCCCAAAUGGGUGUCUUGUACUACAUGCUGGGGAAUUACUCUGAAUCUUAUAGUUCCUUUAAUAGUGCAAUUUCAAAGCUCCGUGCAGGGGGUGAAAAAAAAUCUGCCUUUUUUGGCAUUGCUCUUAACCAAAUGGGGCUUGCUUGCGUACAGCGUUAUGCAAUAAGUGAGGCCGUAGCAUUGUUCGAAGAAGCCAGGAGUAUUUUGGAGCAAGAGUACGGACCAUAUCACCCUGACACUCUUGGGGUAUACAGCAAUCUUGCUGGAACCUAUGAUGCAAUUGGCAGGCUGGAUGAUGCAAUUGAAAUCUUGGAGUAUGUUGUUGGGAUGAGGGAAGAGAAGCUAGGGACAGCAAAUCCUGAAGUUGAUGACGAAAAAAGAAGGUUGGCCGAGUUAUUGAAAGAAACAGGGAGAGUUCGAAGCCGAAGGGCCAGAUCACUAGAGACCCUCCUUGACGCUAAUUCUCAUGGUGUAAACAGCAAUGGCACUAAGGUAUAAUAAGGUAUUCAUACACAUUUCAAGAUAAAAAAGUGGUGUAUCAUAGGACUCACUGAAAAGGAAAGAAUGCUACGAUGAAAGCAAUAGCUAUUUAUCAUGUUGAUUUAUUUUUUUUCACCUUUUGGGGCUGGGGAUUUGGCUAGGUCUUGGGUUGAUUGAAUUAAAUAACUGCAUUUUGGGGAUUUGAUUGUACCAUUAAUUUAUAUGAUUCUAAUGUUAAUGUUCAUAUUAUUUUGUGAAGAUGUUUUAAGUUCGUUUCUGGAUCCUGUGAUGACAGUAGUAUCAUUUACAUAACAAUUGUCCAGGAGGUUUA